CAAGUGUUCAACUCUUUCCCGGAGGAAAAAGAAAAUUGAUGGAAAAUGACCUAAUUCGAUUUUGUUAGGGGUAAAUUAAUCGACAGAGGAAAAUUUGGAAAAUGGGAAGCGCGCCAAGAAUGUGCUUCGAGUGCCUUGAACGACGAAUUGAAAGUGAUUUCUCCGGAAGACUGACCUUCGUCCAUGGCCUCUCCGAAUCCCCACUCCCCUUCGGUUCAAAAGCCCUCGUUCAGGUCUCAAAUUCACGGCAGCAGUUCGUGAUGAACUAUAUCCCGUACAGGAAAGAUGAUUGCUUGGCCCGAUACAUCGAUGAGUAUUGUGCGCUUGAAGACGGUGAUAGUAGUGCCGGAGAGAACACAAAUUUGUCUAGAAUAAAACAAGAUCAAGCAGAGGUCAGUGUCGGAAUUUCUUGUGAUAAAACUUCUACUUUAGAUACUGCAUCAACUGAAUGUCGGCAUUUCUCGAAUGGUGCCAGAACUGCACUCCUAGGUUGUGAAACAUGUAAAAUUUCCAGUAGGUUUUCUUGCUCAAGGUCCAUCACUUCAUUAGCUCCAACUGCUCAGAUUGGGUAUGCAUCCUAUGAAUUAUUUGAAGAACUUGCUUCACGUUUCUCAUCUGGCUCAACUGAAGAUCAACUUCUGCAUUCAAUAAGUUUUCUUAUAGAAGGAAAAUCUGCAGGGCGAGAUGGUAUAAACUUUCUUAGUUUGGUAGGGAUGCCAUCAUUUACGGAGGAUGGUUUUCCUGGCUGCGUAAGGCAUCCAAAUGUUGGUCCCAUUUUGGGAAUGCUAAAGUUACCUACCCAAAUUAGUUUAGUGCUGCCAAAGACACCAUAUACCCUUGAAAACAUCAUGCAUUAUAGCCCUGGUGCCAUAAAGUCUGAUUGGCAUAUACAACAUUUAAUCUACCAGCUACUCUCAGGACUUUCUUACAUGCAUGGUCUGGGUAUUGCCCAUGGGAACUUAAGACCAUCCAACAUUAUGUUGACCGAAACGUUUUGGUGUUGGUUACAAAUUGGUGAGAAACAACUGCUGAACUCCAAGGUGAAUCCAAGUAAUAAUUUUCAUAAUCCUUCUACUGGUGGUUUCUGUUCUGAAUGCUGUUCCUCUCAUGCCCUGUAUGCUGAUUUAAAUCUCUCUGAUUCUGAGAAUUGGCAAUCUAGUUUUUAUAGUUGGUGGAGAGGAGAGCUGAGUAAUUUUGAGUAUCUGCUAAUGUUAAACAGAUUAGCAGGAAGACGGUGGGGAGACCAUACAUUUUACGCAGUUAUGCCUUGGGUCAUAGAUUUCAGUGUGAACCCUGACGAAAAUAGCAUUUCUGGGUGGAGAGAUCUAAGCAAGAGCAAGUGGCGCUUGGCAAAAGGUGAUGAACAGUUGGAUUUCACUUACUCAACAUCUGAAAUCCCUCACCACGUGUCUGAUGAAUGCUUAUCUGAACUGGCCGUUUGCAGUUAUAAAGCCAGGAGGUUGCCUUUGAGUGUUCUACGAACAGCCGUCCGUUCAGUUUAUGAACCUAAUGAGUAUCCCUCUAACAUGCAAAGAUUAUACCAAUGGACCCCCGAUGAGUGUAUUCCGGAGUUCUACUGUGACCCACACAUAUUUUAUUCUCUACACUCUGGCAUGCCUGAUUUAGCUGUGCCUUCUUGGGCAGGCUCUCCGGAGGAAUUCAUUAAGUUGCAUAGAGAUGCUUUAGAAAGCAACCAUGUUUCACGCCAAAUACAUCAUUGGAUUGACAUCACAUUUGGCUACAAACUGUCUGGUGAGGCUGCUGUCGCUGCUAAGAAUGUUAUGUUGCCGGCAGCAACUUCUACAAUGCCAAGGUCAACGGGACGAUGCCAGCUAUUUAAUCAACCUCACCCUCCACGUCAAAUUGCUAAGAAAAACAGUGGUCGAAUUAAAGUGAAUGAUGUUGAUGGCAAGCCCCUGCUUACUGAAAGUAAUGAAUUGGAUAAACUUGAAGAAGCAACUUCAUUCUGUGAGAAAUCAUGGCAUUUAUCUCCUAAAUAUAAUGUUUACACUGGUGACUGGUUGAAGGAUGAAUCCCAAGAAAAGGAGCUUUUGAGGGAUACUUCUGUGAAUGCAUCAUCUAGAGAACCUGACUCUUCAAUGAACUAUGACUGGAUCUCAACUAUUGAUUCAAGUUAUCUUCUUCAGAAUAUUGAGGUGGAUGAUGAUUCUAUGGGAUAUCAAGAUCUAUUGCUUUGGAGGCAAACAUCUUCAUCAAAGGUUUUCUCCAUAAGUAGUGCAGACGAUAUAUUUGCUGUUGGAUGUAUUUUAGCAGAACUUCAGCUGGGCAAGCCACUCUUUGGUCUGAAUUCGUUAGCAUCAUACUUGGAAAGUGGCGUCCUACCAAAUUCAAUGCAAGAGCUUCCCAAUCACAUCAAAAUUGUUGUUGAAGCCUGUAUUCAGAAGGAGUGGAGCAGGAGGCCUUCUGCCAAAUGCCUUCUGGAAUCUCCAUACUUCACGAAAUCAGUCCAGUCAUCAUACCUCUUUUUAGCCCCAUUUCACCUUCUAGCUAAAGAUGAAUCACGUCUUCAAUAUGCUGCAACAUUUGCAAAACGAGGAGCUCUUAAGACAAUGGGAGCUAUUGGCGCUGAAAUUUGUGCUCCUUAUUGCUUACCUCUUAUAGUGAGUUCUGCCUCGGAUUCGGAAACUGAAUGGGCUUAUGUACUACUUACAGAACUUCUGAAAUGUCUGAAGUUAGAAGCAGUGAUGAAACUUGUGGUGCCAUCUGUCGAGAGAAUUUUGCAGGCUACAGGCUAUUCACAUUUGAAGGUUUCCCUUCUUCAAGGCUCAUUUAUGCAGGAGAUAUGGGACAGGAUAGGUAAACAAGCAUACUUUGAGACAAUGCAUCCACUUAUAAUCUCAAAUCUGUGCAUUGCUCCUCAUAUGAGUUCAGCUGCUGCUUCUGUUCUACUGAUUGGCUCCAGCGAAGAGCAUGGUGUACCAAUUACUGUUCAUCAGACAAUUUUGCCUCUGAUGCUCUCUUUUGGGAAAGGGCUAUGCAAUGAUGGAGUUGAUGUCUUGAUCAGAAUUGGUGGACUUUUUGGAGAAAAUUUUGUCAUGAAACAAAUUCUACCAUUGUUACAUAGUGUUAUCCAUUCUGGCAUAUGUGUAUCAGAUGUUAAUAAACCUGAACCCAUUCAGAGUUGGGGUUCUUUGGCCUUGAUAGAUUGUCUGACAGCAUUAGAUGGCCUUAUUCCUCUAAUGACUACCGAGACAAUUAUCAAGGAGCUGAUUGAGGACAGGACUUGCCCAUAUGUUAAGAUUCUCAUGCUCAAAGAUAUGGGAUUCCGGGUGCUACAGUGUGCUGCGAAGAGUCUUAUUAGAGUUUGCCUGCAAAUUGGCCCAGAUCUAUCUGCAUUGCAUGUUCUGCCAAAACUAAACGAGUUAUUCGAUGAGCUUGCUUUUUCUCAAAAGAAAAAUACUUGCUCUGUCAAUUUGGUUGGAAACAUGGGGGUGAGUAGAAUGAAAGUGGGUGAGGAAGAUUGCAUCGGAAGCCGCAUGGAAUUGGUGCUACUUUUGUAUCCUCAAUUUGCUUCUCUGCUUGGAAUAGAGAAACUUCGUCAGUAUUGCCCCACAUGGUUGCUUCUUGAGCAAUUCCUUCUGCGACAUCAUAACUGGAAGUGGGAAUAUGCAGGGGAUUCCAUUCAAAGUGGUCCGGAUAAUAUACGUGGCAGACGACCCUCUCACAACAAGGGCACAACAUCUGAAAGCAGACCUUCCAAACUCUUAUUCAAUGGGGUUGGAUGGUCAAGACCUCAAUCACAGGGUAAAAAGGUCGCCAAAAACCUCCUCCCAAGUAAAAAUAAGUUCGAGUAUAAUCAGAAUCCUGUUGAAAGGCAUGUGGCUAUUUCAAGUUCAGGAAUGCAAGAACCUUGGUAUUGGUUCCCUAGUCCUGCAGCUAGCUGGAAUGGGCUAGAUUUUUCUGGUCGUGCUGGUGGUUCAAAGGAUGAACUUCCAUGGAAAAUUAGAGCAUCAAUCAUACAAUCUGUUCGUGCACAUCAUGGUGCUCUGAGAUCUUUUGCUGUUUGUCAAGAUGAGUGUACGAUAUUCACGGCGGGUGUGGGACCAGGAUUCAAAGGAAAUAUUCAGAAGUGGGACUUGUCAAGAAUUGAUUGUGUAUCAAGCUAUAAUGGGCAUGACGAGGUUGUAAAUGACAUUUUUGUUAUGGCAUCCACCGGAAGAGUAGCUUCUUGUGAUGGAACAGUACAUAUAUGGAACGGACAAACUGGAAAACAGAUUUCUGUAUUUUCUGAGAGUUCUUCAACCUCCACACGCUUUGUGGAAAGGGAUGAAGACAACAUGCUUCAUUUUAAUCCAUUAACAAGUGGAAUGCUUAGUACUCCAUUUCAUGGGAAUUUGUACAGUGCCAUGGACUACCUGGAAUUCAACGAUAGACUUGUCGUGGGUACUGGAAAUGGAUCUCUCAGAUUCAUUGAUGUCAAUCAAGGUCAGAAACUUCAUCUUUGGAAGAGUGAAUCUGCUGAUUCUGGUUUCCCUUCCCUUAUAUCAUCCAUUUGCUCGUCUAGCUGUGUCAAAGUGCAUGCUGAGGAAACUAUUUCCUCUCCGUCCUGGAUUGCAGCUGCAACCAGCACUGGUUGUUGCAGGCUUUUUGACAUGAGAAGUGGAAAAAUUAUUUCUUCAUGGCAAGGUCAUGAUGGAUAUGUGACGAAGCUAGCUGUAGCUGCAGAUCAUCAGCUUGUUUCUAGCUCUCUUGACAAAACAUUGCGAAUUUGGGAUUUGAGAAGGAACGGGACAGCCGAACAUACAGUUUUCCGAGGUUACAGUGAUGGAGUUACUGGUUUUUCAGUGUGGGGGCAAAACGUGAUCUCUAUAAGUAGAAAUAAGAUUGGCGUUUCUUCUUUACAAGGUUCUACAGAUGAAGAAGGCAAGCAUCGAACAACCCCUCAACAUCUAUAUACGGCAGAUGGGGAAUCAAAGAACGUGUCGGUGCUAUCAGCCAUUGGUAUCUUGCCCUUUUCCCGCCUUUUCCUUGUUGGAACAGAGGAUGGCCAUUUGAAAAUUUGUUGUUAGUUAUACUUAUUGUUCCAUCUGUUCUUCAAUUAAAAGAAAUUCUAGUCAAAUUGCAUGGUCGUUCGUUACUUUGUGUAUACAGAAGAUAAGAAAGGAUAUAAGUGAGAGGAAAAUUCCAAUAUUUACUUACUGCACAAUCACUAUGUAACAAAGGGAGAUGAGUGAAAGUUUGAAUAGUACAACAGAAGUAAGCUAUCGACGAACAUGUAUUAUUAUUACAGGGGACAUAUGUCAAAUUCACCCUAACAUUUCUAUUGAAUUUGAAUCAAGUAAA
Molecule: messenger RNA, 5304 nt
Organism: Erythranthe guttata (spotted monkey flower)
Lineage: Eukaryota; Viridiplantae; Streptophyta; Magnoliopsida; Lamiales; Phrymaceae
Product: protein serine/threonine kinase
Biological process (GO): protein phosphorylation
Molecular function (GO): protein binding; protein kinase activity; ATP binding
Source: RefSeq, a predicted model, not a curated record